Messenger RNA from Medicago truncatula (barrel medic), 1376 nucleotides. RefSeq names its product gibberellin 2-beta-dioxygenase 1. Lineage: Eukaryota; Viridiplantae; Streptophyta; Magnoliopsida; Fabales; Fabaceae. The transcript has 3 exons. The record is from RefSeq and is a predicted model, not a curated record. Bases 143 to 1129 code for a protein of 328 amino acids.
AACCGUUUUUCUCAAGCAUCAUUUCCUCAAACCUCAUUAAACUCUUCUUUCAUUCAUUGACUCAUCAAAACCUCUUUUCUUCUUCUUCAUCACCUCUUUCACCUUCUUUAUUUCUCUUACUUCACUUUAUCCACAACCUUAAAUGGUGCUAUUAUCCAAACCAUCAUCAGAACAAUACACCUAUGUUAGGAACAACAUGCAAGCAACUACAUUUUCCUCAUCAAUUCCUCUUGUUGACCUAUCAAAACCAGAUGCAAAGAGCCUCAUAGUAAAAGCUUGUGAAGAUUUUGGAUUCUUCAAAGUCAUAAACCAUGGAAUCCCUAUGGAAGCUAUAUCCCAAUUGGAAUCUGAGGCCUUCAAAUUUUUCUCUCUCCCUCUAACAGAGAAAGAAAAAGCUGGUCCUGCAAAUCCAUUUGGGUAUGGUAACAAAAGGAUUGGACCCAAUGGUGAUGUUGGUUGGGUUGAAUACCUUCUUCUCAAUACCAAUCAAGAACAUAAUUUCUCUCUUCAUGGCAAAGACAUAGACAAAUUUAGGUGUUUGUUGAAUGAUUAUAAGUGUGCUAUGAGGAAUAUGGCAUGUGAGAUACUUGAUUUGAUGGCAGAAGGGUUAAAGAUUCAACCAAAGAAUGUGUUUAGCAAGCUUGUGAUGGAUAAACAGAGUGACUCUGCUUUUAGGGUUAAUCAUUACCCUGCUUGUCCUGAAUUAGCUAUAAAUGGUGAAAAUUUGAUUGGGUUUGGAGAACACACAGACCCUCAAAUUAUAUCACUUUUGAGGUCAAAUAAUACUUCAGGAUUUCAAAUUUCUCUUAGAGAUGGAAGUUGGAUUUCAGUCCCACCUGAUCAUAGAUCCUUCUUCAUCAAUGUUGGUGAUUCUCUUCAGGUUAUGACUAAUGGGAGGUUCAAAAGUGUGAGACAUAGAGUUUUGGCAAAUGGUAUCAAUCCAAGGCUCUCAAUGAUUUACUUUGGUGGACCACCUUUGAGUGAGAAAAUAGCACCAUUGCCUUCACUCAUGAAAGGAAAUGAAAGCUUGUACAAAGAAUUUACAUGGUUUGAGUACAAGAAUUCUACUUAUGGAACAAGAUUGGCUGACAAUAGGCUGGGAAAUUAUGAAAGGAUUGCUGCCUCCUAAUACAAGAGGGUUGUAGUGUGUGGUUUCACUUGUCAAUACAAAUAAGGGGAUACAAUACAUACACUAUAAUUAUCAUAAAGGGUUUUUUUUUUUUUUUUUUUUUUUUUGAAGUCUUUUUCUUUGUGCUACUUUAAGGUUACAAUUAUAAGUCAUAAUGUGUCAUAGAUAUGAUAGUGUUUAUUCCCCUUUUGCUUCAAUACUCAUGUAUGCACUUUUAUAAGGAAAUGGAAUCUGUUUGUGUUAACUA